CCUAAAAGGGGGUCAGACAGGAGCAGUUCGGCAGACAUCUGGGAAGGGCCCAGCUCCGAGGGCCAUGAAGAGCUUUCCCCUGGUUCCUCCCAUUCUCCUGGCCUUCCUCCUGAGCGUCCACACAUAUGUCCUACGAGACAGUGACACGGAUAAAUCAUGCUGUUUCCAGUACAGCCAUAAGAUGAUCCCCUGGAACUGGGUGCAAGCCUACCAGUUCACCCAGAUCAGCUGCCCCCAGCAGGGCGUGAUAUUCACCACCAAAAUAGGUGAGAGAGUCUGCGUCCAACCGAAGGAAAAAUGGGUGCAGAGAUACAUUUCUCUGUUGGAAGCUCAGAAAUAAUCGUGACUCUGCUGAGUUUCCAGUCCAGGGACGCCUGGACCCUGCUCUUGGCCCUGUUCCCCUUGGUGGAGCUGGGGCAAUC
Urocitellus parryii (Arctic ground squirrel) is the source of this 422-nucleotide messenger RNA. RefSeq names its product C-C motif chemokine ligand 26 (gene Ccl26). Gene Ontology annotation, molecular function: CCR chemokine receptor binding; chemokine activity. The record is from RefSeq and is a predicted model, not a curated record. Lineage: Eukaryota; Metazoa; Chordata; Mammalia; Rodentia; Sciuridae. Gene Ontology annotation, cellular component: extracellular region. Gene Ontology annotation, biological process: inflammatory response; positive regulation of cell migration; antimicrobial humoral immune response mediated by antimicrobial peptide.